Molecule: messenger RNA, 3465 nt
Organism: Haemorhous mexicanus (house finch)
Lineage: Eukaryota; Metazoa; Chordata; Aves; Passeriformes; Fringillidae
Gene: GOSR2
Product: golgi SNAP receptor complex member 2
Exons: 6
Coding region: 83-721 (212 amino acids)
Biological process (GO): vesicle fusion; intra-Golgi vesicle-mediated transport
Cellular component (GO): endoplasmic reticulum membrane; SNARE complex; Golgi apparatus
Molecular function (GO): SNAP receptor activity; SNARE binding
Source: RefSeq, a predicted model, not a curated record
GGGCGGCGGAAGCGGAAGCAGCGAGAGGCGGCGGGGUCGGAAGUGGCGGGAGGUGACGUGUGCGGAGCGGAGCCGGUGCGGGAUGGAGGGCCUGUACCAGCAAACCAACAAGCAGGUCCAUGAGGUCCAGUCUUACAUGGGGCACCUGGAGACUUCAGACAAAGAGUCAGUGCACUUGGUAGAAAAUGAGAUUCAGGCAAGAAUAGACAACAUAUUCAGCAACUUGGAACGUCUGGAAAUCCUGUCCAGCAAAGAACCUCCCAACAAGAGGCAGAGUGCCAAACUGCGAGUGGACCAGCUGAAAUACGACGUGCAGCACCUGCAGACAGCCCUGAGGAACUUCCAGCACCGCCGGUACCUGCGGGAGCAGCAGGAGCGGCAGCGCGAGGAGCUGCUGGCCCGCACCUUCACCACCAACGACUCUGACACCACCAUCCCGAUCGACGAAACCUUGCAGUUUAAUGAAUCCCUGCAGAGUGCCCACCGAGGCAUGGAUGAGCUUAUUGGCAGUGGCACCAACAUCCUGGCGGGGCUGAGGGACCAGAGAGUCACAUUAAAGGGCACUCACAAGAAGAUCCUGGAUGUUGCCAACAUGCUGGGGCUGUCCAACACGGUGAUGCGGCUGAUCGAGAAGCGCGCCUUCCAGGACAAGUUCCUCAUGCUGGGGGGCAUGGCCGUCACCUGCCUCAUCAUGUUCCUCGUUGUGCAGUACCUGACAUGAGCUGCUGACCUCCUGCAAGAGGACUGCCUCCAGAACUGACUUUCCUCUGGGUGCUGCUUUGGAUGAGCCCUUCCCAUGGACUUCAGAGUUUACAAAUCCCACUGGGACAGUGCCACGUGGAAGGCACAUCGGGAAAUGGAUGUGUCAGGAAAUGGGACCCUGUGUUUGAGAAUGGCCCUGUGAAAAUAACCCCUGGCCUUUACUGCUCUCCCCUCAAGCCUGCAGGUUAAUAGGAAGCAGAAGUGAACACUGCCCAGCUGUAGCAAGGCAGGAAUGUCCCUUUGGGCACACAGGGAUGGGAGGAUGCAGAGGCACAGCCUAGGAUGCUGCAAGUCUUUCCUGUGCUGGCCAGCACUGGCCUGACCCCCUGCAUUUUGCAGUGCAAGAAUGGCACAGAGAAUUUCACAAUGUUUGUGGGCCGGAGUUCAGCCUGUGGGAUGAGUGUGCAGAAAGAGUUGGGAAGUGAAGGGCUCCCAUCUGCUGUUCCAUUUGCUUGGAGGAGGAGGAGGAUGUAUGGGGAAGAGUCUUAGAACACGGUUAUGACCUCAGUUAACUUCACACACAGUAUUACCCAGCACACAUCUCUCUGGUUUAGGCUGAAAUGCUGCUCUGCUCUCUGAGGGGUGUUCUGGUGCCUCUCUCUGCCCUGCUGCUUCCCAGGGGGUGCUGAGUGCCACACUCCCUCCUGCUUCCACUGGCAUGCACAUCAGGCCUGUGGCACCUCCCUGGGCCUCCUGCCAAAUCCAGCCUCCAAACGUGACCUUGCUGAUGCUGCAGCACAGAGCUUUGGGGAGCUGUGUUCAUUUCCUGAGGUGCUGGUUGGGUUUGGGGCUCUGGAGCUCAAACUUCUGAGUGGAUGGAGCAGGUGAGUCCCCCUGUACUCCCUGGAGGUGUGGGAUUGUUCAGAGCUGGAACAGGUUCUUCCCACCAGAGGAAUGGUGGGGUCAGUACAACAGGCCCUGGCACUGAACAUCAGCUUGGUCAGGAGAGUUUCCUCAAGUCUGUGCCUUGGGAUGGAGAUGUCCCCAGCCUUGGGAAGGACAUUCCUGUGCUACUCUUUGCACCUGUGGAGUUCCUGUGAAGGACACUCAGAUGUGUCACCUCCUGGGGGUGAUGCUGGCUCACACUUGUCCCCUUGGGGUCAUUCCCUGUCCCAGUGAAACGCUGGAGCUGUGAGAGCCUCAUGUCAGCCUGGCACUGCCUCCCCUGCAGCCUGGGGGUGUCUGAUGGAGGGGCCAUCCUGGCAUUUUGGGCAUCAUCCAUUUCAAUCACCCUGCAGAUUGUUCCUAUCCCCUUGUGUGGCAAGUCUGGAGCAUUCCCUGGUGUCUGACAAUGGCACAGAUGGGUCAUAUCCAGAUGAUGUGGCCUCGUGCUGACAAUUCCUCCCCUGUGUCCUGUCUGGAAUGAUUGUGGGUCUCUGGAUUAGUAACUAAUCACAAGUUCUGCAUUCUGCUGGCUGCACUGAGCUUUGCUUUCAUUAUGUGGCCUAUUGCAAACUGGGAGAAAAACUGUUAGAAGGAAUUUUAGGGAAUAUGGGCUACGAGACAGGGCCAUGCUGGUGAUCCAAGCUGGGGUGGGGCCCAGCCACACACCCAGAGUGACCAGUGGCCCCUGUUCAUGGGCUUCUCCACGUGUUGGGUACUUUUCUGCUAUUUCUCCAUGUGUUUCCUGCUCUUGGAGUUCCCCAUUUGUUCAGGUUUUCCAAGGAAAUACUGCAGCAAAGCAAGCAUGGAGCUGGUUUUCACUUGAGCCCAAGGAAGUGAGGAAUUAAAAGGAAAAGAGGAAAUCUGCAGUGAUGGAGCAUCUGUCUGGUUGUGUAACAGAAAUCAUAAAUCCAAAUUUGCCUGAAAUUUAUUUUGGAUAUGAAAUCUGAUGGAUUCAGCCCUUGAGAGGGCAGCUGAGCACUUGCAAGGGAUCUCUGGCAAAUCUCAGUUCUGAUGAACUGAUCCAGUUCCACUGGAUUUUACACUGUUGGGGUUUAAGGCUGUCACUGUCUGAAGUUUCUGUAGCUGUGACCUGGUGUAGCAGGGUUUGUCUUUCACCAAGGUGGGACUCUGGCCAAUCUCCUUCCUUUUGGGCUGUGGUAGGAGCCAUAAGAUACUUGGAACUGGAUUUUUCUUCUGUUUCUGAGCCUAGCUUGCUAUUUUAAUAGAUGUUUUCCUGUUGAUUUAUUUUGCCUUCGGAUUCUCCUUGUCCCUGCACAGGCUGAUUUCCCCUUGGUGAGCCAAGUGUCCUUGCUACCCAUGACAUCCAAAGGUGACACUUAGGGCUUGAAGGAACCACCUGGGGACAUCAGACACGUUUGUGGUGCCUGUAAAUCCAAAGAGAUUUCCAGGGGCAUCUCAGGUGAUUGUGUGAAACCCAAAAACCUCCAUGGCAGUGGGACAUGGCAGGGACAGGGGUGGUUCCUUCAAGCCCCACAUCUCCCCUUUGGCUGCAGUGGGAAAUGAGCUGGAGCCCUGGUGGGACUGUGGUCCCUGCCAAAGGAAAUGAGCUGGAGCCCUGGAGGCUUUGCUGCUGUAGCUUGGGGGUGUUUCCUUCCUCAGCAAACACCUCACUUCUGCUUCCAAACUGUGGCAUGAGUUCCAGCUCUGGGAUGAGCUGGUCUCAGGAGGGGACUCUGUGGGAAUUCACUUGCCUCUGGAAUAAAACUUUGUAUUUUACCAGUAUUUUAUACAUAAAAGAACAAGGGUGGGAGGUGAUUCAUGUGAUGUUCUGUGAAUAAAGAUUUUUUUCAACCAAAA